Molecule: messenger RNA, 312 nt
Organism: Suillus plorans
Lineage: Eukaryota; Fungi; Basidiomycota; Agaricomycetes; Boletales; Suillaceae
Exons: 1
Source: RefSeq, a predicted model, not a curated record
CCAAUCACCUUGCCAAUAUGGACAGCCCUCAAAGCCACACUCACUCUCUCUGAUCCCUUCGAUGCCUGUGUCUGGGCCAUGGCAUCAUGCACAUUUUUUGGCAUGAUGUGCUUUGGUGAAGUGUCAGUAGCAUCACAAGGGGCCUUUGCACCCACUAAGCAUCUCACGAGGGCAAAUGCCUUUUUUGGUGCAGACCUACGAGGUAACCCAUAUGCGCACCUGGAUCUUCCUUCAGCCAAAACAGCUCGUGCAGGUGAAGUUCAAUCAGUGUUCCUCAAUGAGCAAGGGGACCUUUGUCCCCUCAGGCAAUAA